GAGGAUGAUAAGGAUGAAAAAGUGACAGUAAGUUGUGAAGAGGUAUGGAAUCGUGGAAGUUACGAAAAUAGAGGAGAAGACAAUUUUUCAGUUGCUCAUAUUAGAAUUGUCUACAAGGAUUAUCAUCUUCAAGAGUUAAUUUUAAAUCUACUUUAUUCAACCACCAAUGUUUUUUGCUAUUCAAUUGACAAAAAAGCUUCAGCAAUUUUCAAAGAGCAGAUGUACAAUCUGUCACAGUGUUUUCCCAAUAUUCACAUCGCAUCAGUGGAGUAUCAAGUUGAUAGUGCUGGCCACAAUAUGGACCGUGCUUUUCUCUCUUGUAUGUCAUUAAUUCGCAAGAUUCCACAUUGGCAGUAUGCGAUAACUAUGCAGAAUCAUGACAUGCCGAUAAAAACUAACGAAGAGAUGUUGGCUAUUUUGAAAGUAUUGAAUGGUAGUAAUAGCAUCGACCUUGUUCAACCAUUUUCCUCACGUAUACCAGAUGAUAGAGAUUGGUCGUUUAAAGCCCUUCAACUUUUUAAGAAUACGUCUGCAAACGACGAUAGAGUUUUACAAAUCACCAAGGGAAACGUAGGAUCUGUUCACUCAAGGCAAUUUGUAGAGUUUUUGAUUGACAAAAUUAAUUCCACUACGUUUUUGUCACGUUUUGAUAAAGUUAUUUAUGGAAAUGAUGAAUUAUAUUUUCCAACACUUAACGCAGACGAUAAUGUUGGUAAGUUCAAAAUGCAUGAAAAGAUAUUGGCUGUAAGCUCUUUUGCAUCUUGUUAUAGCCAUUUCUAUAGACAUAACACCUGUAUUUACGGUUAUAAAGAUUUAAAAGUUUUAAAAAACGAUCGUCAUUUAUUUGCCAAUAAAGUAUUACCGUCAGUUGACUACACUGGAAUUGUCUGUUGGGCCAAAUAUUUAGCUCAUCGAGCAACUAUCAAAAGCCAUGAACAGUCUAUACCACUUAAAAUUUAUGCUAAUAUGCCAGCGGUACGAUUCAAUAAAAAGAGGACUUUCUGGAAAAAAAAUUUAAGCAAAUUUAAUUGUGCCACCGGUAAUUAA
This is a messenger RNA of Enterobius vermicularis (human pinworm), 1047 nucleotides long. NCBI's taxonomy places the organism in Eukaryota, Metazoa, Nematoda, Chromadorea, Rhabditida, Oxyuridae. The record is from the annotation of a GenBank genome assembly.